Messenger RNA from Trichoderma gamsii, 2217 nucleotides. RefSeq lists its product as hypothetical. The record is from RefSeq and is a predicted model, not a curated record. The coding region runs from base 1 to 2217 and encodes 738 amino acids. The transcript is spliced from 4 exons. NCBI's taxonomy places the organism in Eukaryota, Fungi, Ascomycota, Sordariomycetes, Hypocreales, Hypocreaceae. Gene Ontology annotation, molecular function: protein binding.
AUGUCCAACAAUCACAACGUGUCGGAGAGUCAAUUUGGACAUAACGCGUUGGUUAUUCAAGGCAACAAUAGCGCACCAAUUAAUGCUGGUUCUCCAGAGGAAGACAGCUCUUGGCUUGAGAAAAUUAGUCAAGAGAAUCCUGAAUACCACAAAAGACGCAUUUUUGAAUCAAAGGGCCCAUUCUUACAUGAAUCGUUUCACUGGAUUCUUGACAAUGCAGACUUCAACAAGUGGCGCAAUGCUGAGAAAAGCGGCGUGUUCUGGAUCAAAGGAGACCCUGGCAAAGGAAAGACAAUGCUACUUGGCGGUCUGGUCGACAAUUUCGAAGAAAGUCCCCAAAUAGGUCUCAACCUUGCCUAUUUCUUCUGCCAGGCUACAGACUCCAGGAUCAAUACCGCUGCUGCUGUUAUUGGAGGCUUAACUGUCUCACUAAUCAAGGAGCAUCAUGAACUUCGGUCAUACAUACACACCAAGUAUAAACAUGACUUGAACAAACUCAACGGGCCUGAAGGAUGGUAUAUCUUGCACGAUAUUUUUGAAAAGGUCACGCGACACUCGACAUUACCCAAUCCCGUCUGUAUUGUUGAUGCUCUCGAUGAGUGUGAACAAGAACACGGCUGCAAACAGCUCCUCAGGCUUAUCAUUGAAACAAGCAGCCGCGUUAAGUGGCUUGUUUCAAGCCGCAAUAUUACGGAAAUAGAGAGAGAGCUCCAAGAAAUUGACUCUAGUCGAAUGCUAAGCCUGGAACUGAAAGAAAACGCCGAAUAUAUCACCAACUCCGUUGACUUGUAUAUUGAUAACUCUAUUCGGAAUAUCAUGGCAUUACAAGGCGACGAGGAACUCCAGACCAGGGCGACCAGUGUAUUGAAAAGCAAGGCAAAUGGCACCUUCUUAUGGGUAGCUCUCGUCAUCGGGCAAUUGCGUCAUACAAAACAUCGCGAUAUAGAAGACGUGCUCGAAGAAAUGCCAGAAGGUCUGGAGAGUCUCUAUAGCCUAAUCUUAACCCGAUUAACCAAGCAGAAAGACAAGGACGUCUACCAAAUCCUACUCUCGACUGUCGCUGCAGCUGAACGACCUCUUCGUCUAGAAGAAUUGCUUACAUUCAUAAGCUUCCGAUGGAAAGAUUACAAAACGACAUAUGGCUUGCGCGAUGUACAAGAUAUUGUAAAAGAUUGCGCAUCCUUUUUAUCUAUACGGGAUGACGAUAAGUCUGUUAAUUUUAUCCACCAGUCGGUCAAAGACUACAUGAUGGGACCUGCUGUUAGAGUUAUUUUCCCUUCAGGAAUCGAAUAUCAGCACUAUAGAAUGUUUACAACUUCACUAGGCGCCAUGUCUCGCAUCCUCAAACAUAACAUAUAUGGCCUUCGAGAUCCUGGAAGCGAUAUAAAAGCGAUUUCUCCGCCUACUCCCGAUCCAUUAGCGCCUAUAAUAUACUGUUCAUUGAAGUGCAACUUCGAUACAUAUCUCUGGUGCACUGAGACAUGGACAAUGGGUCGCCAGAUCAAAUGCGGAUUCGAAACAAGAUUAUCCGACUUCUUUUCUGAUGCAGCUUUGUCCGUACGCAACGAUUUAAACGAAAUUUUUCUUGACAGCAUGGAUACAGGAGAGACUUUGCUCAGAUUUGAGGCACAUGUUAAGGGACAAAAUCUCAUAUUUUCUCCUGAUUGGACGCAGUCAUCGCUGUUUGCAUCUUCCAGUGAUUAUGAAAUUCAAAUAUGGCUGGCUUUUAUAGAUACAAGGGCCAAGUCAUCCGACGUGCAGAACACUGUCAAAUAUGGAGCCCGAAUCGCUAUAUCACCCAAAUCUAAAUAUGUGGCGGUGUGGGGUGAUGGAGGAGGCAGUAUCCAAAUUUGGAGUGGAGAGAGCGGCGAAUGUAUUCAAGCCCUUCAAGGAGAGAAGAAUGGACUAUUCGAGUGCUCGUAUCGUCCAUUCUUCUCACCUGAUUUGGAACAUGUGGCCUGCGUCCAGGGAUCAAAAGGCGUUAUCCAGAUCUGGCACGUUAGGACUUGGAAGCUCAUUCACCUCCUUGAAGGCCCACGCCAUCAGUUUAACGACGUAAACACGAAUUUUUCGGACGAUUCACGAUACAUCGUUGCAGGCUAUCAUGACGGUCUAGUUUUUACAACUCUUGGACGGUCUGCAUCUUGGACUGGCGCGCAGACCGGUGCAUCUCCCGAAUCCAGCUGGAAGGCGAGUUUCCAAUUUCAACAGGAGUAA